Molecule: messenger RNA, 2649 nt
Organism: Trypanosoma cruzi
Lineage: Eukaryota; Euglenozoa; Kinetoplastea; Trypanosomatida; Trypanosomatidae
Exons: 1
Coding region: 1-2649 (882 amino acids)
Source: RefSeq, a predicted model, not a curated record
AUGCACACACAUAAAGAAGAGGAGUGUGCGGGUGGUGCCAUGGACUGGAGGCACGCCUCAAUGAGCGGGAGCCUGACGUGGGUGAAAGGGACGACGGUAGCGUCUUCGCCGACUCCAUCGGUUCUUUACUCGGAGCUCUCGCCAACACUCAUCGUGGGCCUCACUUUGCGUGGUGGCGCCCCAGCGGACUACAUCAAGUUUUCCACGGUGACCUCCGUGAUGCACAUGGCACCUCACACCGUCAAGUUGCACCUUGGCGAGGCGGCGCAGGUUUCGUUAAUUGCCCCUGACUCUCGGGAGUGUCUUCAGUGGCUUGACGCCAUUCAGCUCGCAUUGUCUGGUAAAAAAGGCAAUUUCUCGUCGACGGAAAAGUUAUCGUCGGUAAUAAUGACGCGGUCUUCACCAGAGCCUUCAGUUUACAUCUCAGAGAAUGGCACCAGCGGUUUGUCCGAAUGGGGAGGAAAAAAGGACGUGCUUCAUAAAAACGAUGAAAACCACACAGGCAGUGCCGAGGAGAUGCUGGGGAAUAAUGGCCACCAUGACCCUCUGAGUAAUGAAACAACAAAUAAUAAAGAUGCAGAAGUAAUUGAAGGGAUCGUCGUGCGAGAAGGAAAUGAUGGCACGAAAAAAUUACAGUCGAUGGCCACUUCCCUUAACUUCGCCCGUCCAACUCAACUGUCGAUGGUGCAUAAUGGCGAAACUGAAAGAAAUCUGCUUACACAUCUGAACGAAAAUGAUGCAUUUCUGCCAAUUUCUCCGCAUAUCAAUGAGGUUGCCGCGGUGAGCGAGACAAGUGAACCAAAAAUAAGACUUCCCGAACCCGAUGUUGAUACAAUAAAGGAAAUGCGAAAAGGGCCGACCUUAUAUUCUGGCACAAUGUCUAAAGGGGAACAAAUUCCCUCUGCCUUGGAUAACGAACCCCAGCACGUUAUUGUACCCAGUUCACCAUACGACGUUUCUUCAACGGCCGCUUUGGGGGGAAUAGAGACUCGUCUACCUUCCAUUUCCGUGGCUUCUGAGGAUCGAUCAGUCAUGGAACAUGAGAGGCUGCAUAAGGCGGAUUUUCUUCCUCGAGAGCUACCCCAGGAGUCAUCAUUGGCAGACGCUGCUGAGAAAGGGCUGUUUGGGCGUUUUAUGCCCGUAGAGGAGGAUCACUCCUUCUGUGCAGAAGUUGCAUUAAGCGAUGGACGUCAAGAAUUGUCUUAUAAAGAAGAUGCGGUUUCCCAAACCUACGUUGAAACCAAUUCAAGGAAUAGCCCUGUAAGACGGCCGGUGAUGGCUCCGGCGCCCAAUGAAUUAUUGUCGUCUAACCACGAGAUGCCGGUUUUAUUUUCAGAAGGAAGUAAAAAUCGAGCGUACCGAUAUGAUUGCUUUUUUGAGAUGAAACCGACGAAUUCCGAUGCGGAUGCAGCAAGACGGGGCGAAAUGAGUAUUGAGAAGGGAGUAGAGGUAAAAUGUAGGGACUUGGUGGCACACACCAACCGUUGUCAUACAGAUGAAACGCUUUUUCAACCCUCAUGGCGAUUGCCUGGCAAUUCAGGGUUGCCGUUGGAAAGUCAAAACCGAUCAAAGUUAUCAUCCUUAGAGCAGUCCCAUGGUGGAUCCAGACGUCAACGCAGUCAUCAAAGGAAAUUGGCAGAGUCAAUUAUCGAUCGAAUUAUUCACUUAUCUUCAAGUGAUGCUUCACACGAAAACCCUUCUUCUGUAGUGCUCUCGGCUGGGAUCGACACUCCCUCUGUACUUUUUCCAUCGCGUGCGAAAGACGGUUAUUACCGCCCCAUUGAGGCCGCAGUGGCAGUGACGCCGCGACGCAGUGCAUCUGGUGCUAGAAGCGUAUUGGGGAGGUCAAUUAGCGUGGAGAGUCCUGGACCAAUAAACGUGAAUGAUCGCAACGGUGCAAGAGAUGUACUCCCUCUUAAGCUAGCGAGUGUGCGGAAUUCUGUAGAUUCCGCAUAUGCGGGGAUGAACCGAGGAGUCAGUCCUCAUAUCGUGAAAGAACAUGUGCGUGAACUUGACUCUGUGAUACACUCGCCGGCUUACCGACACUCGACAGGACGCAAUUUUUAUUAUAAAGACGCUAGAUUUUCCUCACUGAGUAACGAAGAAUUUUUUAGAAACGAACGGCCAACAAAUCGCUUGCGCCGUGGAAGUUCUUUCGGUGCGUCGUCGCGAGAAUGGAAUGCGGUGUCCAAGCGGAAGAAACUGAGACGUAAGGUGAAGGGUGGGAAUUCACCAUCGGCCGGUGAAUUUUUGAUGGAGCCUACACUUUUUACGAAGCACGCCGUCCAAGGCCACGGCGGUUCCAAGCACUAUGCGUGCGUGACAGAAGACGGUGCAUAUUUUGUGUGCAUUCCUGCGCAGGAAUUUGAGAUGCGGUAUUCGACACGACAGAGAGGGCUCUCUACAUUGGAGGAAGUGAUGGGUGUGUAUGGUGAAGGGUGUCGAGCGAUGGCACUGAGCAGCAUUGAUCACGUUUCGAUGGGAACUGAGGAAAAAUGGACGCACGCUUUGCAACUACAAGGUGCGUUUCUGGAUCGACUUGUCUGCGUGGUGUCGUGCUCACAUGCCUUUCUUUUGGAGGCUUCUACUGCUGCGGAGGCCAAUAUGGUCGUGGAGGCGUGGAAUGCGUUUCUGUUGGAAUAUACCUAG